This is a messenger RNA of Verticillium alfalfae VaMs.102, 1266 nucleotides long. RefSeq lists its product as hypothetical. NCBI's taxonomy places the organism in Eukaryota, Fungi, Ascomycota, Sordariomycetes, Glomerellales, Plectosphaerellaceae. Gene Ontology annotation, molecular function: protein kinase activity; ATP binding. Gene Ontology annotation, biological process: protein phosphorylation. The coding region runs from base 1 to 1266 and encodes 421 amino acids. The record is from RefSeq and is a predicted model, not a curated record. The transcript is spliced from 3 exons.
AUGUUUAUUGCUGGGGGCUUCUUGGGUCCUGUUUCGGCAAGCUACUAUGAUCCGCGCGGCUAUGCCAUGUUCUGGGUUGCCUCCCUUGCAGCCAUUCCUAAGAAAACGUCAAGAGACACCAGUCAAAGAAAAGCGCCUCUGGCUAGACGCCAAGGGAAACACUCGACAGAGGCAAAUUAUCUGACGAUGCAAUCCGACACUGACCACCCGAUGGAGGAGCCUCAAGACUUUGAGCUCGUCAAGAAGUUGAGUGAGUCGCGAUGGCUUGCGCGGCGACACGCUGAUGGCGAGGUAUUCGUCGCCAGGCGGAUCACUGACUUUGACGAGUACUACAAGUCACAACACCAAAAUCCCGGCUUCCUGACGACCAAGCAGCGCCAUGCCAAAGGCCUCCUGGACCUCGUCUACGAACUCAACUUUGGUCGGCAGAUUUCGCACAUUUUCAACCACGAGAACAUUGUCUCGCUAGCCGGCUACCUACGCCAGAAGCCGCUCAACGCCAAACCCUUCAGCGAUGUCGAGGCAACAGAGGACUAUCUCGUCUGGGACAACUGCGAUGCUGGGAACCUCGAGCCUCUCCUCGUCGACAAGAAUCCCCAGGUGAAGAACCGCAGGGUCUUCAUGCCCGAGUCACUCUGCUGGCACGUCCUCACAUCGGUCAUGCGUGCCCUCGCCUGGGCGCACGAUGGGUACCGCCACAACGUGGACUGGAAGGCGGGCACGCACAUGUGGACCAAAACGGACACGGACUGGAUGCCUAUCCUACACCGCGCCAUCACCCCGGCGUCCAUCUUGUUCCAGAACCCGCGCGGUGCCGAGAUGUACGGGCAGUGCAAGCUCGGCCACUGGGGACAGGCAUUCGUCUCGGGCCAUCCCGCAUCGCGGCACGACAAGGGCGCCCGGGGCGAGCCAACCAUAAGCAAUGCUUUUGGGCAGAUCAUGGCACCGCACGCGGAGCCGAGCCAUCUCGAAGCGACGCGCGAGGUCAGCCUCGUCGAGAUGCGAAAGUCGAUGGACAAGUACACCCGUGAUGGCCAAAAGAAUCAUCGCAUGUACACCCUCAGUGACGAGCACUGGGCCCUCGGCGCCGUCCUCUACCGCAUGAUGACAGCCCGGGAGCUCCCGAGCCGUGAUCCCUGCGCCGGGUGCGCCGCCGGGUGCGCCGCGGGGUGCGUCCAUGUCACGGCCUGCGCCGACACGUUCUGCCUCUUCGAGGAGGCUGAGUCGGGACCAGCUCGACCGCUGGGGCGAUCUCGACCUCGAUAA